Messenger RNA from Engraulis encrasicolus (European anchovy), 1233 nucleotides. RefSeq names its product nodal-related 2 (gene ndr2). The transcript has 4 exons. Gene Ontology annotation, cellular component: extracellular region. NCBI's taxonomy places the organism in Eukaryota, Metazoa, Chordata, Actinopteri, Clupeiformes, Engraulidae. Bases 1 to 1233 code for a protein of 410 amino acids. The record is from RefSeq and is a predicted model, not a curated record. Gene Ontology annotation, molecular function: growth factor activity; cytokine activity.
AUGCGCGUGUUCGGAGUAUUGCGGGUGCUGCUGUACUCUCAUAUGCUCUCGGAGAUAUCUGGGCAACAAAGGAGAGCGGAUGAAUCGCUGAAGAUGUCAUUCCAAAGGACUUUCAUGGACCGUAUUCCAAAGCAUCAUUUGCCCUCCUAUAUGAUGCAGCUUUACCGGACUUUUACGAGCAACCAUACCCGCCCUGUGGAAUUUAUGGAGGAGGAUACCGUUAAACAAGCGGACACGGUUCGGAGUAUAAUGGCAAAAAGCCUGGAGCACAGAUCACGCCACUGGGUGGCCACGUUCGACUUCUCCUCACUGCUCUCGGACACCCGCAUCCAGGCGGCAGAGCUGCGGAUCCGUCUGCCGCGGGUCCCCCGCCACGCCGACGUUGCCGUGGAGCUGCGGCACCAGCAAGACCACCCGUGCCCGACGCCGGAGCUGUGCCCCUGGGGCAGCGAGCGGCACCGCAAUCUGGGCGUCCUGCCAGCCUCUGCCAUGGUCAGCUUCUCCGGCCACUGGAGGGUCUACAACGUCACCAGGGAGCUGCUGAGCUGGCUGGGAGACAGGCCUCCAGCUCCAGCACAAGCACCAGCCGAUGCUCAGAAGGCCAAGUCAGACCUGGGCUCGCUCCUCUCCUCCUCCUCCUCCUCCUCCCCCUCCUUCUCCGCCAGAGCCAAGAGGCCAAGGCACUUUGUCAGCAACCGGGCACUGCUGGUGGUCUUCUCCCAGACGGGCUCUGACAAGGACUCCCAGGACAAGGCCAGCCUGCUGCACACGGCUGAGAAGUCCAAGUUCCUCUUCAACACGGAGAACACGGAGGUGAAGAGGCCCCAGAGGCCCCAGCAGCAGAAGAGCCGCAGGGGGAGGCGAGGGCAGCCCAUGCGGGGGCCCCCCAAGGCCCCCAAGGCGGCGGGGGCCUCGUCCUCCUCCCUGUGCAGGAAGGUGGAGAUGCAGGUGGAUUUCGAUCAGAUCGGCUGGGGCAAGUGGAUCGUGUUCCCCAAGAAGUACAACGCGUACCGGUGCGAGGGCAGCUGCCCCAACCCUCUCGGAGAGGAGUUUCAGCCCACCAACCAUGCCUACAUGCAGAGUCUCCUGAAGUACUACCACCCAAACCGCGUUCCCUCCGCCUGCUGCGCCCCGACCAAGAUGCGGCCGCUGAGCAUGCUGUACUACGAGAACGGCGAGAUGAUCCUGAGGCACCACGAGGACAUGGUGGUGGAGGAGUGUGGCUGCCACUGA